AUGUCAGCCGAAGAUACUAAACCAAAGACUGAAGAAUCAACUUCUAUUCCAAAACCACCAACUUCUAAUGUAUUCUCCAUGUUUGGUGCCAAAAAAGAGAAAAAACCAGAACAAGAAGAUUCAGACAACAAGAAAGAAUCCGAUAAAAAGGAAGAAAAAGAUACUAGCAAAUCAACCGGCGAUGACAAUGAAGUAGCUGAAGAAGAAGAAGCUGAUGUCGAAUUUACUCCAGUUGUUCAAUUGGAUAAAAAAGUUGACGUUAAAACCAAUGAAGAAGAUGAGGAAGUCUUGUAUAAAGUUAGAGCCAAAUUAUUUAGAUUCCAUGGUGAUUCAAAAGAAUGGAAAGAAAGAGGUACUGGUGAUGUUAAAUUUUUAAAACAUAAAACUACUGGUAAAGUCAGAAUUUUAAUGAGAAGAGAUAAAACUUUGAAAAUUUGUGCUAAUCAUUUGAUUUCUGCUGAUUAUGAAUUGAAACCAAAUAUUGGUUCUGAUAGAUCUUGGGUUUAUACUGUUACUGCUGAUGUUUCUGAAGGUGAACCUGAAGCUCAAACUUUAGCUAUUAGAUUUGGUAAUAAAGAAAAUGCUGAUCUUUUCAAAGAACACUUUGAUAAUGCUAAAAAGGAAGCUAAAAAAGAUUAA
Messenger RNA from Candida albicans SC5314, 639 nucleotides. RefSeq names its product Ran GTPase-binding protein (gene YRB1). Gene Ontology annotation, cellular component: nuclear pore; cytoplasm. NCBI's taxonomy places the organism in Eukaryota, Fungi, Ascomycota, Pichiomycetes, Serinales, Debaryomycetaceae. The transcript has a single exon. Gene Ontology annotation, biological process: protein import into nucleus. Gene Ontology annotation, molecular function: GTPase activator activity. The coding region runs from base 1 to 639 and encodes 212 amino acids. The record is from RefSeq and is a predicted model, not a curated record.